Molecule: messenger RNA, 1344 nt
Organism: Portunus trituberculatus (swimming crab)
Lineage: Eukaryota; Metazoa; Arthropoda; Malacostraca; Decapoda; Portunidae
Exons: 3
Coding region: 1-1344 (447 amino acids)
Biological process (GO): DNA integration
Molecular function (GO): nucleic acid binding; RNA-DNA hybrid ribonuclease activity
Source: RefSeq, a predicted model, not a curated record
AUGGAGUACGUGUCAAGCAGGCUGUCCAAAGAAGAUCCGUGCUGUGGGCAAUGGUGCGUGCAUGGAGACCAGGCAGUGGUGUGGACCGACGCCAGCUCUAUCGCUGCCGGUGUUGUUGUGGAAACACCGCAAGGAGCUGCCAUCGAGGACGCAUGCUGGAUUAGAAGAGAUGAGAGCUCCCACAUUAACAUGGCUGAGCUGGACGCAGCAGUUCGUGGCGUCAAUCUGGCCAUCGCGUGGGGCAUGCGAACCAUCGAUCUGCGAACAGACUCUGCGACUGUCUACCGCUGGAUUGACGAUGCGCUGAGUGGCCGGGCACGUCUUCGCACCAAGGCUCAUGGGGAGAUGCUGAUUCGCCGUCGGGUAGAUGUCAUCCGGCAGCUGGUGACGGAACUUGAGCUGGUCAUGUCUGUGACGCUCGUACGCUCCUCAGAGAACCGCGCCGACGCCCUCACGCGAGUCCCAGGGAUGACGCGUGCUGAAGCACGUGCUACUGUGCGGCAGUGUGAGGUGUGCCGCAAGAUCGACCCAGUGCCGGCGAAGUGGCAGCACGGGUCAUUAAGUGUGACUGAGACGUGGUGGCGUCUGGCGACAGAUGUUACCCACUACCUCGGUAGCGCCUACCUGUCCCUUGUCGACUGCGGGCCGUCUCGGUUCGCUGUGUGGCGGCACUUACGUCGUCCAGAUGCGGACACCGUCGUCAGUCACCUGGAACAAGUCUUCUGCGAGCGAGGAGCGCCGGUGGAACUGCUCUGUGACAACGACACUGUCUUCCGAGGCCGGCGAUUCGCAGCUUUCGCGGCGCGCUGGGGCGUGUCGCUGCGCUUCAGAGGGGCAUACGCACCGUCUGGUAACGGUAUCGUGGAAAGGAACCAUCGCACGGUGAAGGUGAUAGCAGCGAGGAAGGGCUGCUCCGUUGCUGAGGCAGUCCACCUGUACAACGUGACGCCCCGGGACGAAACUGUGGCAUCAGCUCCCAACUACACGGUUGACGAUGCAGUGUGGGUUCGGAGGCGGGGCGAGCGCUGCACCUCAGCAUCGCAGCCCGGCGUCGUCACCAGGGUGACCUCGCCGCAGGUGGUAGAGGUUGAUGGAGUCCCACGACACGUCAGGGACUUGAGACACCGCAGCAGCCUCUCAGUGAACGAAGCUGGCACUCCAGAUGAACUGGGAGUAGAAGAUGAACCCCCGCUUUAUGUUGACGCGCAAAGCCAGCUGCUGCAGCCGCAGGUGGCUGAACCCCCACCUGAGGCACCACGAGAAGCCGUGCUUCGAAGGAGUACCCGUGAGCGGCACCCUCCGCAGCGAUAUUGUUGUGAUCCUGGAGAUCAGGGGGGUGUGUAA